Sphaerodactylus townsendi is the source of this 1028-nucleotide messenger RNA. RefSeq names its product mitochondrial ribosomal protein S6 (gene MRPS6). Lineage: Eukaryota; Metazoa; Chordata; Lepidosauria; Squamata; Sphaerodactylidae. The transcript has 5 exons. The coding region runs from base 1 to 1014 and encodes 337 amino acids. Gene Ontology annotation, biological process: translation. Gene Ontology annotation, molecular function: structural constituent of ribosome; small ribosomal subunit rRNA binding. Gene Ontology annotation, cellular component: mitochondrial small ribosomal subunit; ribosome. The record is from RefSeq and is a predicted model, not a curated record.
AUGCCCUCUCACAUAGGGCUGGAAGUGAUCUCCUACGUGCCGCUGGCAACCGCUAUGGAGCUCAGUGAGGAUGGCCCGGCCAACGUGCUUGGUCACAGUAAAGCCCUGCUUUCCUGCAAGCUCCCCAUACUUCCACCGGUGUUCCGGUCGGAUCGAGAGUACGUCCUAGGAUCUGGCGUGUCUCUGGAUGCUGCCCGAUCCAGAGGGACAGAAGCUGAUGCAACGCCGCAGCCCCGGAAAAAUCCAGAAAAGCGGGCUGGGCAAGACUACGGGAAAAGGAGGCGGCGCUCGGAGACUCGGUGUCAUUCCGCCUCCUCCUCGGUCGGGGAGCGCUUCGCUCUUGCAACACAGCCCGCCCGAAGGGAACAAGAACCCGGUGGGAAGGGAACCCUUUUGCUUCGCCAGAGAAGGGUACGAGGGCGGGAAAAAGGAGGCGAGGCAGACGGAGAGCGCCGAGCGAGGGCGCCAGACGAUUGCAGAAGGGGCGGCUCCAAUCGGCGAGCGCUCCCGUCGGCGCCUUUUAAACAGCGACACCCGCCCGCCGCUUCCUUGUCUGUGCACCCGGGGACCCGCUCGGUGGGCGCAGCAGCCGCUUCCACGCGCCUCCCGCUUUCUCCUCUGUCAGGAUCCCGCGCCCGUCCGCAAACGAUGCCCCGUUACGAGCUGGCUUUGAUCCUGAAAGCCAUGCAAAGGCCUGAGGUAGCAGCAACACUGAAGCGCACAGUGGAAGCUUUGAUGGAGAGAGGAGCCGUGGUGAGGAAUUUGGAAAACCUGGGAGAGAGGACCCUGCCAUAUAAAAUCUCAAAACAUAAUCAACGCCACACAAGAGGAGGGUAUUUUUUGAUAGACUUCAUUUCCCCACCAGCAGCUGUUUCAGACGUGUUGGAGCGUUUGGGACGUGACAUUGAUGUAAUCAGGUCUUCUGUUUUGAAACAUCAGGAGAUGAAGACUGAAGAAUGUAUGGGUAUAAUCCCAGUCAACUAUGAAGAUAUGCUGAAUACAAAGAAGAAAUAAAGAGCUAAAAGCCA